AUGCCGCAGUCUCUGGCACGUUUCGCGUCCCCUUCGUCCGCCCCUUCCGGCGGCCCGACUUCUCCCGACGAGCCCUGCUCCAUUCUCGGUCCUGAGCCCGAGUCCCUGCUGGCCAAGACCGGCGCCUCAGGCGCGAGCCCGUCGACCCACAUGGCCGCACUCGAAACCGGCCCGAACGGCUCCGCCACCCCAACUGGUACCUUCCGCGGCGCCUCGACCGGUACCCACCUCCUACUCGACGCCACGCGACCUCCUUCCGCCCCCUCCUGCCUCCAGAUUCGGUCGCCGGGCCGCCGUUCACCCGACUCGUUGACAAGACCUGCCAACGAUACAUCUGUACCCUCGGCCCGACCCUUCCUACAGACUUCACAACUUGUACAGCCCCAACCGCAGCUUCACAGCUCCAAAGGGCUGCGCGUUGACGUCGGAUCGUCUGUCACUGCCUCUCGUCCACAAACUGCUUGCAGCACUCAACACGAACCCGCCAAACCUCAGCCUCAGCCUCAGCCUCAGCCUCCACCUCUCUCCACCCUUCAUCAGGUCCCCGGUUCUCAUGCUCCCUCUCCUCCAUCCGGUCCGCUCGCCUCACCGUCGGCAUCUUCACCUUCUGCCCGAGCCGCCGACUCUUGCUGCCAGUCUUCGCCAGAACACGAGAAGCCGCAUUUCUCGGUUGCCGAGGCAGCAGGACCGGAGGUGCGCGGACUGUGUGAGCGCCGUCUGACGUGUCUGCCGUCGGUGAGGCAGAUGCGCCGAGAUGUUGCGAAUGUGACGCGCGAAAUGCAGGCCGUCUAUGUUGAGGAUAGGCCGGCAGAUGCGUCCAUCGACGGUGCAGAACGAGUGAGCCGAGUGCCUUGUGAAUGCAACUGA
This is a messenger RNA of Protopolystoma xenopodis, 867 nucleotides long. The record is from the annotation of a GenBank genome assembly. NCBI's taxonomy places the organism in Eukaryota, Metazoa, Platyhelminthes, Monogenea, Polystomatidea, Polystomatidae.